Messenger RNA from Erythranthe guttata (spotted monkey flower), 447 nucleotides. Lineage: Eukaryota; Viridiplantae; Streptophyta; Magnoliopsida; Lamiales; Phrymaceae. The record is from RefSeq and is a predicted model, not a curated record.
AUGGAUGAUACCGGCAGUAGUAGUAAGAGAAGGAGCGAGAGUAGCAACAAAUUUUUCUCGAACAACGCCAACCGUGAGCAUCCUGCUUUUUGUGACUGUGGCCGGAAGCUUCUUGUGCAAACAUCAUGGACGUCGGCGAAUCCAGGACGGCGGUUUCUAUCGUGUCCACGACGGGGGGGUACUGCUUGUUCGAUUUUCUACUGGUAUGACCCUGAGAUGUGUCAAAGAUCAAAAGCGAUAAUCCCUGGUUUGAUCAAGAGAAUAAAUACAUUGGAAUCACAAAUUCCAUUGCAGAUUCCAGUUCUGGUAAGCAAAAUAACAGAUUUGGAAUCCCAACUGGAGCUGAAGAGUGAGAAUAAGGUUGUGAGAAAGUCGUACCAUAUGUCAACUGGUUCAGCUGUUGCAGUUGUUGUUAGUCUAUUAGUUUUGUAUGCAUUGUUUUCGUAG